Molecule: messenger RNA, 480 nt
Organism: Ogataea philodendri
Lineage: Eukaryota; Fungi; Ascomycota; Pichiomycetes; Pichiales; Pichiaceae
Exons: 1
Coding region: 1-480 (159 amino acids)
Source: RefSeq, a predicted model, not a curated record
AUGGUAUCAGGGAAAAUCGACACAUCAGAAAGAUUCGGCAUUUUGUUCUCGCUGAACCCGGAUUGUGUAGACGUCCGCGAAAGCGACCGCGAUCUGGAUCUCGACCGUGACCUUGACCGUGAUCUCGACUCCCUCUCUUCGACCUCUGCUUCGUAUUCUUCCUCCAAACGAGCCAGGCUCUGUCUGUCGAGUCUUGGGAACACUUUUGGACCAAGUUCGUUAACCACUUUUGUAAUCUCGCCGGACAGUCUCUGUCUUUCCUCCUUCAAUUCGUCCAAGUCUCUUGACUCAGGCGAUAGCGACAAAAUUAGUGGCCGUAAAGACUUGAAAAUGUCCAUACCAACCUCUCCGAUCUUAAACGCAGAGUAUGUGGUGGAAACAAGUAAAAUCCAGCAUGAAACAAACGCAACUAUAGCAUGCAGGAAGGUUUUGCUCAAAAAUCCAUACUUGAAAAUCAGACAGGUGCCGAGAAGCGAGUAG